AUGGCUCCAAAACUAUUAAAAGACGGGACUGUGAUCUCGUUCGACACCAAGACACAGUCUAUCCGGGUGCUCCGACGAGCGUCCGUGCUGAUCGUGGAGGACCGCAUCGCCGCAGUCGAGGAAAACAGUGACGCCAUCACCAUCCCAGAGGGAACUGAAAUCAUCGACGUCGCUGGCAAGAUUGUCUCGCCGGGUUUUGUCAACGCGCAUGUGCACAUGUGGCAGUCGGCGUAUCGCACCCUGGGCCCGAAUGUGACGCUUUCGCAGUAUUUCGACUGGGUGAGCCAGAGCUCUCCGGGCGCACAAUCCGCGUUCAGGGCAGAUGAUAUCUACUUCAGUGCCUUGGAGGGGUAUCUAGAAGGCCUACACGGGGGCGUCACUUCUUACGUGGAGCAUGCGCACAACAACUGGUCGCCUGAGGUGAUGAGGGCUGGCCACCGAGCGGCAGUCCACAGUGGUGCCAGGAUCUGGUGGUGCUACGAUGUUAUCGACCACGAUCGCUUUCCGAUUGCCCAGCAAUGGGCUGCCUUUGGAGACCUUGCCAAGUAUGACUUUCCCCGCGUUCUUCCGGGCCUGUCGCUGGAUGGCCAGGGGUUUACCAUUCUCAAUGGCGACGGAGCAGCCAGGGCCAUCCUGCGCGAGAAAGAGGUAUUGGGCCUCCAGGCCCUCACUGUUCAUCAUCUUGGAGGCCCGUGGCCACGUACGUUUCUCCCUGAUCAAGUUGGUAUCCUCAACUCAUCCCUGACAGAGGGCAAUACAUCGCCCACCGCGCUGUGCGACCUGAACGAGUUGAACGAGGUUAAUUUGCCGAUUAUUGUCUCGCAUGCCCCGUUCCUGGACAAGUCGGACAUGGAAACAAUGCGGCGCGAUAACGUUUUCGUAGCCCUAACCCCAGAGUCCGAAUGCCACUAUGGCCACGGCCAGGCUACUGGCCAUGAGAUCUCCGACCAGGCCUGUCUCGGGGUUGACACGACAUGGACCUUCUCUGGAGAUAUCCUCAGCCAAGCACGUCUCUGGCUCCAGUUGGCGCGGCUCAGGAACUACACCAAGACUCUGGACACUGGGCUACUGCCGAAUGCGAACCCGAUGGCGGUGGAAGAGGCGUUCCUUCUCGCAACUCGCCAGGGAGGGCGCGCCCUGUGGAGAGACGACAUUGGAGUCAUCGCGGUGGGCGCAAAGGCAGACGUGGUUGUCUUUAACGGAGACAGUCCCAACAUGCUCGGAUGGAGCGAUCCGAUCGCGGCUGUGGUGCUGCACGCAAACCCUGGAGACAUCGAGCAUGUCAUUGUCGAUGGAGAAUGGAAGAAAAUGAAUUUCAAGCUGGUCAAUCUGGCCCGGCGCUGGGAUGAAGUGCGCACUCGCUUUCUGGAGAUAUCAAAGCGCAUUCAAGAGCAGCUCAAGACGCCGCCGCCUCUGCCAGACAGGCUCUGGGGUGUUGGCCAGUUUGGGGAUGUGGAAAAGGUCUCGACUAAACUUUGA
This is a messenger RNA of Aspergillus puulaauensis, 1479 nucleotides long. RefSeq lists its product as uncharacterized. Bases 1 to 1479 code for a protein of 492 amino acids. NCBI's taxonomy places the organism in Eukaryota, Fungi, Ascomycota, Eurotiomycetes, Eurotiales, Aspergillaceae. Gene Ontology annotation, molecular function: deaminase activity. The record is from RefSeq and is a predicted model, not a curated record. Gene Ontology annotation, cellular component: cytosol. The transcript has a single exon.